This is a messenger RNA of Erythranthe guttata (spotted monkey flower), 953 nucleotides long. RefSeq lists its product as hypothetical. The record is from RefSeq and is a predicted model, not a curated record. Lineage: Eukaryota; Viridiplantae; Streptophyta; Magnoliopsida; Lamiales; Phrymaceae.
UCACAUCAAGAUUUGACAUUGUUGAUGGUGGAAAUCUCGAGCCAACAAUUUAUGGUCGUCCCUUCUUCUUUAAGAAGAGGGAUUUCGAUUCGCGGCGUCUUCGUUUUCUGCUUCGGAACCUGCAUGGAGGGCUGGUACUACCGCUGUCUCGGCCUCGACCCUUGAAUUUCAUCGUCGUAUCGUAUUCAUCUUUCUUGAUCCACUUUUUUAAUUUUUAUCCCCAAAGAAAUCUCGAAAAUAAAAUCAAGGAAAAAAUUAAAAAGAUGUUUAUUCGCAAGCAGAAGAAGAAUUUGCCCUCCAAGGGCAAACGAUUUUUGAUUAGCAUUACGGUGCUCGGAAGCGCGGGCCCCAUUCGGUUCGUGGUGAACGAGGAUGACCUUGUUGGUGCAGUUAUGGACACCGCUAUGAAAUCGUACGCGCGUCAAGGCAGACUCCCCGUUCUUGGAUCCGAUCUCAACGCCUUUAUGCUCUACAGCCCAUUUGCCGGAACUCAAGCUUUGCUUCCAUGUGAGAAAAUUGGAUCGGCUGGAAUUCGAGAUUUCAUCUUGUGCAAGAAGCCCCAAAUCGAGAUGGCGAUCACGGACGACAACAACAAGGCAUCUCCAAAGGGAUCCGGAAGUUUGAGGGCGUUUUUCAAUAAAUCUCUCCAUGUUAAGAUAUCGUUUCAUUGAAUUGAGAUUCAACUCAUCGGCGAAAACAUGUUGAAGAUGUUUUCUUUGUCUUCGUUCUUCUUCAUUUGGAUGUUUAUUCAAUUGCACUAUUAUAUAUAUCUAAGGUGUUUCGAAACUCCCAAUUUUUUAUUCUAUGUAACCUUCGAUCCAAUACAUAUAAGAAUCUAUCUCGAUUACCAUCACUAACAGGCAUAUUGGCUUCUGGUGCUGCACUUUUAGGGCUUGUUUGCAUAAAGUAGCACUGAAACAAGUGAAUAUAUAUAUAAACUUUAACUAAAAUAG